AUGGCAAUUGUUGAUACAGUUGUUAGACUCCUUGACGAGGGAGAGUAUAGCCAAGAUGCGUCAAUCAACAGGCUGGAGAUUACUGCAAAUACUAGUCAGUCAUUUUCACCGAUUGACCUUCCACUAUUAGAGCACACGAAUGAAGAGUGCAAGAUGAGAGAGGUCCACCUUGGUUCUGGUGAACAUACUGUGAGGUCCCAUGGAGUUACAGUUGCAAGGACACACAAGCAUGAUUGGCUUAUGCUUGUGCUUCUUGUGGUGAUAGAGGGCAUCCUCUAUCUUACGCCUCCAUUUUAUCGAUUUGUUGGGAAGGAUAUGAUGACAGAUCUUAAAUAUCCUUUGUUAGAUAAUACAGUGCCUGUUUGGACUGUCCCUAUGUACGCUGUUCUUUUGCCUAUGGCAAUAUUCUUCAUUGUCUACUUCCGUAGGAGAGACAUCUAUGAUCUUCAUCACGCCAUACUAGGCCUCUUAUUCUCCAUUCUAGUGACAGCUGUCCUUACUGAUUCAAUAAAAAUGCAGUUGGUCGCCCUCGACCUGAUUUCUUUUGGCGUUGUUUUCCUGAUGGAAAGGAUGUAUGCUUCUAUGGACCUGCAAUAUUUGAUACUUUCUACUGUUUAUGAUCAGUUGGGAAAUGUGAUAUGUCAUGGUGACAAAAGUGUCAUAAAGGAAGGGCAUAAAAGUUUUCCCAGUGGGCACACUUCAUGGUCCUUUGCUGGUCUGGGUUUCCUAUCACUCUACUUAUCUGGAAAACUACAAGCAUUUGACCGUAAAGGCCAUGUUGCAAAACUAUGCAUCGUCAUCUUACCACUACUAGCUGCAAGUCUUGUUGCCAUUUCCCGAGUGGACGACUACUGGCAUCAUUGGCAGGAUGUCUUUGCAGGAGGUCUCUUAGGACUUGUGGUCUCCACAUUUUGCUAUUUGCAAUUCUUUCCCCCACCAUAUCAUCCUCAAGGAAUGAUUUUGAUUAGGCACCUAGGUUGGGGACCUUAUGCUUACUUUUAUGAACUGGAGAAGUCGCGUGAAAAUGCACAAGCAGACACUGCUGUAAUUCCACUUAAUGCAGAGUCAGUGGAUUCACAUGUUGAGAGCCAAGAAGAUGAUAGUAAUGGAUUCUUAGGGCUCCAUCUGGCACCUGACGUAACUACGCCUGUUGAAGAUGUGGAAUCCGGGAGGAGAAAUAGUUCCAUUCUUGCCAAAAACCAGUAUGGGGGCAUGCAACAGGAAGUGAGUGAUAGAAUGAAGGAGCUGGAACCUUGA
This is a messenger RNA of Dovyalis caffra, 1257 nucleotides long. Lineage: Eukaryota; Viridiplantae; Streptophyta; Magnoliopsida; Malpighiales; Salicaceae. The record is from the annotation of a GenBank genome assembly.